Erigeron canadensis is the source of this 4107-nucleotide messenger RNA. RefSeq names its product protein PLASTID MOVEMENT IMPAIRED 1-RELATED 1. The record is from RefSeq and is a predicted model, not a curated record. The coding region runs from base 254 to 3658 and encodes 1134 amino acids. The transcript has 3 exons. NCBI's taxonomy places the organism in Eukaryota, Viridiplantae, Streptophyta, Magnoliopsida, Asterales, Asteraceae.
AACAGAUUCAGGGGUAAAUAAUAAUUAAAAAUAUAUUGAUAAAUAUAGAGGAGAUAAGAGGGAGGGUUUCAAGUCAAUCCAGGCGGUAACUUGUUCUUUUCCUGUUGUUGUUUCAAACACUCAAAUCAAAUCACACCCAUCCACCCACCCCUCCUUUCUUCUAUAUCAUCUCUCUGGGGAUUGGAAUUGGAAUUGGAAUUGGAAUUGGAAUUGGAAUUGGAAUCGGGGGAUUUCAUCAAGGCAGGCAGAGAGGAUGUCAAGAAAUCACAAGGUAAACAAUCCCACAAGUGGUGAGGGUUCUGGAAAUAAUCAUAAUAAGACGUCAUCGUUUAAUGAUGAUAUAGAUGUCUUGUCCAAAGUUUUAUAUCAUGAUGAUAAUAAUAAAACCCCCACCACCCAUCCUAGGAUUGGUAGUAAUUCUAUGACCCGAUCCAAAUCUGUUUCAAGACCCAAUACCAAGCCAAAUUCCAAGAUCUCUAGUAACGAAGAUCGGUUUCUCAAGGACAAGAAGUCCCUUUGGAGUUGGAACACCUUGAAAUCUUUGACCCACGUGCGUAACAAGAGAUUUAACUGUUGUUUCUCUCUUCAAGUCCAUUCCAUUGAAGGGCUGCCCCCGAGUUUUGAUAAUCUUAAAAUUUGUGUCAAGUGGAAGAGACGGGAUGGUGAGUUGACCACCGGUCCCGUUCCUGUUGUGCAAGGUGUUGCUGAGUUUGAGGAGCUUUUGACCAACACUUGCUCGGUUUAUGGUAGUAGGAGUGGGCCGCAUCACUCGGCUAAAUAUGAAGCUAAACACUUUUUGUUGUAUGCAUCUUUGUUUGGUGACCCUGAGCUUGACUUAGGAAAACAUAGGGUUGACCUUACUAGAUUACUUCCUCUUACAUUGGAGGAGCUUGAAGAUGAGAAAAACUCAGGGAAGUGGACUACAACGUAUAGGUUGUCUGGGAAGGCCAAAGGUGCAAUCAUGAAUGUCAGUUUUGGGUAUUCUGUUGUAGUUGGGAAUAAUAAUAGUGUUGGCAUGGCCAAAUAUCCGGCAAAGGCAUCAAGUAUCAGGCGAGGGGAUAGUCUUCCUGUCAGUGCUCGUUCUGUAGAAGAUAUAAAGGAUCUUCAUGAGGUGUUGCCGAUAUCAAAGUCGGAUCUUUCUGAAUCAGUGAGUACGUUGUAUAAGAAACUCGAACAAGAGAAGUCAGAUGAUCUUCAUGAAGUGUUGCCAAUAUCAAAUUCAGAACUUUCUGAAUCGGUGAGUAUGCUAUAUAAGAAGCUUGAAGAAGACAAGUCAAUAUUAUCUGUCGACUAUGAAUCUCAACGAGAUGUUCAAGUUGUACCUCAUGAACCCCCAAAUCCAGAUUCAAACACUCCCGAUCCUGAUUACAGUAACAUGAUCAGUGAGUUUUCCGUCCUGGAUCAGGGAAUUGAAUUUCCGUCGAAAGAUUAUGUAAAACCAGAACAUGAUAUAAAGGCUUCUGACAAAGAAGGUUCCUUGAAAGUUUUUGAUGGUUCUGAUUACGAGUCUUUGAAGAUCAAUGUAACCGAUAGUAAAAUAGAGUGUGACAUAACUGAAAGCGGCACCAGAGGACAAGACUGUGGUGACAAAGAAUUGCUCUUGCAAGAACUGGAGUUGGCUCUAAAUAAUGUGCUGGACUUGAAAGAAGAAUCAGAUUCACAAGAAGAAGGUCAAAAUCUUAAAGAAUAUGAUAAUGCUGUAUGCAGUGACGAAUCAGGUUUUGGAUAUGGAGAAAGUCAAAACUUUGACCAAGGGGAAUACACGGAGCUUAAAGUUGGGUACAAAAAGAAAGGGAAGUCGCUUAAGCUGGAUUGUGCUGCUGAGGCCGUGGCUGAUGAUUUCUUAAACAUGCUUGGUAUUGAGCACAGUCCGUUCGGCUUUAGUUCUGAAAGCGAGUCAAACUCACCACGAGAAAGGUUGCUAAGGCAAUUUGAGAAAGAUGCCCUGGCUAACAGUUCUUCUUUGUUUAACUUUAAUAUUGAUGACGAUGAUGAACCAGGUUUCAUGUCUGACCCUCCAUCUGCCUCAAUGUGGGGACUGAUGCCGGAAGGACCAAGCAAAACAAAGGCAUCCAUCUUGGAAGACAUGGAGACAGAAGCCUUGAUGCGUGAGUGGGGUCUAAAUGAGAAAGUUUUUCAGAGAUCCCCAUCGAGUAUUUCAGGUGGAUCAGGAGUUGACCUUUCUCCCGAAGUGCCACUUGAACUUCCUCCACUUGGAGAAGGGUUAGGGCCAUUUGUUCAGACCAAUAAUGGUGGGUUCUUGCGUUCCAUGAACCCUGAGAUUUUCAAGAAUGCCAAAAGUGGAGGGAACUUAAUUAUGCAGGUUUCCAGUCCAGUGGUUGUACCUGCAGAAAUGGGUUCUGGCAUAAUGGAUGUAUUACAAUGUUUGGCCUCGGUUGGUAUCGAAAAGCUUUCAGUACAGGCUAAUAAGCUCAUGCCUCUAGAAGAUAUAUCUGGAAAGACCAUUCAGCAAAUAGCUUGGGAAUCCACACCAUCUUUGGAAGGACCACAUACGCAAGAUUCGUUGCAACAAGAGCCGGUUCAUGGACAAUUUGCAGCAGAUCACUCCAAUUUACAAUCCUCUGGUCGGAGGUCUAGAAAAUACGAUUUGGGUGCAGUGGAUCCUGAAUAUGUAUCGUUGGAGGACCUUGCUCCACUGGCAAUGAACAAGAUCGAAGCUUUAUCAAUGGAGGGGUUAAGAAUACAGUCGGGCAUGUCAGAUAACGAUGCACCUUCAAAUAUCAGCCCGCAAUCCAUCAACGAAGUUUCGGCUCUUGAGGGUAAAAGGGUAAAUUUGGAUGGGUCUUUGGGUUUGGAAGGAACUGGGGGACUGCAGUUGUUGGAUGUUAAGCACAGCACUGUUAGUGAUGGUCAUGAUGAUGAGAUGGAUGGAAUAAUGGGUUUAUCUGUUACUCUUGAUGAAUGGAUGAAAUUGGACUCUGGUGAACUGGGUGAUGGGGAUGAAAUUAGCGAAAGAACUUCUAGAAUUCUUGCUGCUCAUCAUGCUAGUGAUUUGAUGCGUGCAAGAAGAGGCAAAGGUAAAGGCUCAAAGAGAGGCGGUCUCUUAGGAAAUAAUUUCACUGUGGCAUUAAUGGUUCAGCUUCGCGACCCAUUAAGAAACUUUGAGCCCGUUGGCACUCCAAUGCUUGCUCUUGUUCAAGUUGAGAGAGUUUUUGUCCCACCAAAACCGAAGAUUUACAGCUCUAUUUUUUCGUUGUGGAAUAAACCUGAAGAAGAAAAUGAAGCCACAGUUGAAGAAAAGAAAGUUACUGUUGAAGUUAAAGAAGCUAGUGUUGAAGAAGAGACAGUUAAUGUUGACGAAAAUGUUUUGGUUCCUCAGUUCAAGAUUACAGAAGUUCAUGUUGCAGGUGUGAAAACUGAGCCCGAGCCAAGUAAGAAGCAGAUUUGGGGUUCAAACGCUAAACAACAACAGGCUGGAUCUCGAUGGUUGGUUGCCAAUGGGAUGGGGAAGAAGAAUGCAAAACAUCCGCUUAUGAAGUCAAAACCUGUUGCUGCUUCUGGUAAAUCUUCUGGUAGUUUAUGGAGCAUAUCAUCUAAGGGUAAAGGAUCAGUUAAGGUGGAUACACCUGUAAGAAAUCCUAAUGUCAUCAUCCCGAAUGAAACGGUUAAGUUACUUAGUGGAGCGGGUUUUGUGUAAAGAGAUCAUGAAAAACCUGCAUGAAUCAUUCAUUAGUUCAAUGGCUUUGACAUUUUCUAUUGAACUCUUUGCUUAAGGGCGGUGGAAGUGGAAGGUCAGAAUCCGAAAACUGAAAAGUUCCUGAAGUUGAUAGUGCUUGUGAUAGCGAAAUGUCUUGUGACUAUUUAGAAGACCUGUUUUCAUUAAAAGGCAACGGUUAGCUGUUGUGGUGUACAGUGUUUGUUCUUCUGAAAAAUAUUUAAAAUCCCGACCAGCCCUGUCUGAUCAAAACUUGAAAGAAUGGAUAGUCGUAAAAACGUACUUGAUUCCCGUGGAGUGGGGCGACGCCUUUGGUGCAUAUGCUAUUCCCCACUUGUGACUUCAACUUUAAAUUUAAAGUUAGGCUCCAAAUGUUUAAUUAUAUUGUCAAGACUUCUUAUUUAUUCCACAUUGUAUAUGAUUUUCUCAAA